UCCAAAGCUUAUCAAAGUGCAUUCCGUUCUAUUCGCUGCUUGCUUUGAGAUGAAGCCACUACACUGUGAGAAGUUCCUAAUGCAUCUCCUCACUCUUCUGUUACUACUCUUGCUUCCACAUAGCCUCCUGGCAAUCUCCUGCAAUUUUGAAACCGGUCUAUGCGAAUGGCAAAAUGGAGCAGAUGAUCAAUGGCAGCUUGGCAGUGGGAACUGUUCAAACUCGAGUAAACCGGGCCCGAUGUAUGAUCACACCAUCAGUUGUGGAGGUCAGUACCUGUUCGUCAGCCGUGCAAAACCAGAUGGCAGCAAGGAUCUUGCACGACUCUUCACCGUCAGGCAGACCGCCACCGCCUGUGACCUGUGCUUCUCCUUCUGGUACCACAUGUAUGGCCCCAGGAUCGGGAACCUGAACCUCAAGGUGCAGCAAGAAGGCCAGCGGGAGGUGCUCCUGUGGACCAGGGGCGCAACACAAGGUAACAAGUGGAGACACGGAUUCCACACCAUCAGUCCGCAGCUCAAACACUUCCAGAUGAUAUUUGAAGCAAGUCAGACCGACGGAGUAGCAGAUAUCGCUAUCGAUGACAUCAGCGUUGUGGGGGGGCCCUGCGAGCCCCAACAGGUGUGCACCUUUGAAGCCGACUGCUGUGAGUUCACCUUCACAGGGCCACAUAGCUGGCGGCGAGAGCGGGCAGGCUCGGGGAAAACCAACAAGCCGACCAGCGAUAUCACCAGGGAGACGGAGCAAGGACACUACAUGCUGGCUGACACCAGCGGGCAGACACUCCCAAGUGGCCAGGCAGUAGUCCUGGUGUCACCACCCCAAGUACCGCGAGAAGUACUUUGCCUGCAGUUCUGGGUCCAGACGAACGUCGAGAGUUCAGGUACUUUGAACGUCUAUGUGGAAGAGGACUCACAGGGGAAGAGGCUGAUCUGGAGUGACGUGGUAGCCCCACCAAUGACCUGGAGGCUGGGCAGAGCCAGCAUACGAACAGAUCACACCUGGAAGCUGGUGUUUGAAGCGGUCGGUCAAGGAGCAGCCUCAUCGUACAUUGCCAUCGAUGACGUGAUGCUGUUGCACAGCCAGUGUCCUCAGAUGGGCGCCUGUACAUUUGAAGAUGGCAUGUGUGGCUUUAGGAAUGUCCUGGGCUCCCAGAUGCAUCAAGUGCACUGGAAUUGGAACAGUGGGAACACGCCCAGCCACUUCAAAGCACCAACUGUUGACCACACCCUGAAGAAUGCGGAAGGUCACUACAUGUUUGUGGAUAUUCGACAGAUCGAGAUUGGAAACGAGGCCUGGCUGCUGAGUGAACACCUCCCCCCAACCAAAGGCUCGUGCCUUACGUUCCACUACCAGACCAAAAUCAGCAAACAGCUCAUGCACGGGCCACUCAAGGUUUUCCGGUACACGCCUGAUGGGAAGGAGAAACCGGUCUGGGAGGCCAAGGAUACCCAGGACAACAAUUGGCGAGCUGGCAACAUAACUGUGGACAGUGCCACGGAGUUCCAGGUUGGUUUAAAGGUGAUAAAAUCAGAGGGUGAAUUGACUGGUUACAUUGCCAUUGAUGACAUUGAAUAUCAUCGUGGUGAGAACUGUUAUGGAGUUCGGACGGAUAACCUUGCUGGAGGUGCCAGCAACACUGCCGGGAUUGUUGCUGCUGUGAUCCUCGUUCUGGCUCUGCUGGUGUGCCUCGCGGUGGCCACCAAUUACUGGUAUAAAAACAAGAUCGCCUGCUUCCAUGGAGGCAGUGAUGGUUCCAGGACACCCUUUGGGUUUGACAACAUCAGCUAUCGAAAUCGUAACAAGAAUACGGUGCCAGUGGAGACUGUCCCUGGGCUUGAUGUACAAGAUCCAUAGUGAGCUUCAGAGGAGCAGAACGUCUCCAACGCAGCACUCCAUGUACAAUAAAAUAUCUCUUUAUUAAAGAGCCUGGGAGCCAGAGAGUCCUUUCUUCUUUGCU
Molecule: messenger RNA, 1958 nt
Organism: Mobula hypostoma (lesser devil ray)
Lineage: Eukaryota; Metazoa; Chordata; Chondrichthyes; Myliobatiformes; Myliobatidae
Product: apical endosomal glycoprotein-like
Exons: 14
Coding region: 50-1855 (601 amino acids)
Cellular component (GO): membrane
Source: RefSeq, a predicted model, not a curated record